Messenger RNA from Aspergillus niger, 1698 nucleotides. RefSeq lists its product as uncharacterized. The record is from RefSeq and is a predicted model, not a curated record. The coding region runs from base 1 to 1698 and encodes 565 amino acids. Gene Ontology annotation, molecular function: prenyltransferase activity. NCBI's taxonomy places the organism in Eukaryota, Fungi, Ascomycota, Eurotiomycetes, Eurotiales, Aspergillaceae. Gene Ontology annotation, biological process: isoprenoid biosynthetic process. The transcript is spliced from 2 exons.
AUGUCGGAGCUGUCGGACAAGGACAAGGACGGCCACGAGAUCAUCGACUGCUACCGCAGUAACUGGCUGGUCACCCCGGAGGUCCCUACGGCCGAGAACUGCGCCAACCUCGACGACUAUGUCGCCCGGAGACGCCUCAAUGCGGGCAUUGACGUCUACUGGACCCUCAUGGGCUUCGCGCACGGCACUCGUCUCGGAAAAGAGGACCAGGCGGUGGUGCGCGACGCACUGGAUGCCGCCGAGCGCACCAUGUUCUUCACCAACGACUACUACAGCUGGCCCAAGGAGAAGCGCGUCUCCAAGAAGAAGCCCGUCGCCAACGUGAUUCUCUUCCUCAUGGAACACCAGAACAUGUCCGAGGAGGAUGCCGUCGCCAAGGCAAAGCAGCUGAUCAUCGACAACGAGCACGAGUUUGUGCGCCGUCGCGAGGCGCUCUACCAGGCCAACUCGGACCUGGCACCACAGCUCCGCAAAUGGAUGGAGGUGCUGGGCGCCUCCCUGGCUGGUAUUCACUACUGGUGCAAGAAUGCUCCGCGCUAUGCGGUCCCUGAAACCACAGAGGAGAGUGAAGAGGAGGAGGAGUCCGAGGAAGAUGGCUCUGAGGAGGAAGAAUCUUCCUCUGACGAAGACACCGACGACGACGAGGAGGAAGAGGAAGAGGAAGAGGAAGAAAAGGCUGCACCCGUUGAGGUGGUGCCGGAACCCGAGGAGAGCGAGGAACCCGUGGAGGUGGCUGUCUGGACUCCCCUGGUUACCGAGGAGGAAACCCCCGACGUGCAUCUGGAUACCUCUGCCCUGCUGGCCCCCAGCAGCUACGCUCGCUCGAUUUCCCGCAGCACCCUGCAUAGUGAUCUGCUCACAUCUCUGAAUGCCUGGCUGCAGGUCCCCGCCCGCCCGCUGGCCUUCAUUCGCCAGGUUAUCACCGAGCUGCAGGACUCGACCGGCAUGCUGGCCGACGUGCAGGACCAAGCCGCGCUGCGCGACCAGCGCACCCCGGCCCACCUGGUGUACGGACCCGCACAGUGCAUGAACAGUGCGGCGUACCUGUUUGUGCGCGCCGCUCGCAUCGUCACCAGCCUCAACUGCCCCGGCAUGCUGGACGGGCUGCUGCAGGAACUGGAGGCGCACUUUGUCGGCCAGUCGUGGGAGCUGAACUGGCGCUUCUCGACCCACUGCCCCGGCGAGACCGAGUAUCUGGCCAUGGUGGACCAGAAGGCCGGCGCCAGCUUCCGUCUGCUGACGCGCCUCAUGCAGGCGGCCAGCAUGGGCGGCGCGACCCUGGACUUGGAGCCUUUCACCAAGGUGCUGGGUCGGUUGUCGCAGAUUCGCCACGAGUACCUGGGUCUGCUGGAGUCCGCGGCUAGCGACCGCUCGUUCGGCGAGGACCUCGAUCAGGCCAAGGUGACGUACCCCAUCGUGCGGGCCUGCAACCUGGACCCUGCGGGCCGGGCGGUCAUCUUUGGCAUCUUCCGCCAGAAGCCGGCGGGCACGGUCCUCCCCAUCGAGAGUAAGCGCCAGAUCGUGUCGCUGGUGCAACAGACCGGGGCGCUGCAGGCCACCUACGACCUGAUCCGGCAGCUGGGCCGCGAGGCCAUGAACACGCUGAGCGAGCUGGAGACGGCGGCGGAGGAGCUGAACCCGUCGUUGCGCGCGGUGGUGAAGUCUCUGGUUGAGGUGCCGGCCCCGGAUCACCUAUAA